UGUUUUCUCUCUUCUUUUAUGUACUUAAGACAAAUUUGCGUCUUAAAAAUAGUUUUUUGAGGGAUAAGCACAUUUUUUGAACAAAGUACAUCCCACUGAAUUUACAGUGGGAUUUCAAAUUACUGCAUGUUGGCUAGCUGUUCAUGCGCAUGGUUAUCCCACAGUUAAGGUGAGGUAAGCUAUUCCUCAUUCAGUGACUUGUGAUUGCCGCUUACGGUAUGCCCAAAGGUAAAAGUAAGGUUUUAUUUACUGGUAGUUACUGUUGGGCAUUUUACACACAGUCAUUUUUUACUUUACAGCAACUUUGGUGUCCGGGUCCUAAUAUUGCCCCUGCCUUAGGAUGAUAAUUUUCAGAAUAACUUAGGUAUGCGUGUUGAUUUUAAAGCACUUUGAAAAUUUGCUGCUGGAAUCAGUCACGUUGGCCAACCUAUUGAGAGGAUUAUCUCGAGUGAAGGUGAAGGAUAAGCGACAAGUGUAACUCGGAACCCUGCUGGCGGUGACACUUGUGUUUGCAGCAGAUCCUGGUGUGUCAGCAUAAGGCCAGUUGAACUGAUCAUCACAGUACAGAGCUCCCUGAAGAUGUCUGGCUCAUACUGCUUCAAACUCUCUGGAUGUUUGCUGUUUAACUGCUGAAGCUUCCUACUGCUUGUUGUUCUCCCAAAGCCUUAAUCUAUUGAGGGAUCAGAAUUGGCUACUAUGGAAUCAAGACCAACUAAAACAUGAGAAGAUGUACUCAAGAUGAUCCAUCCAGAAGAUUUUUUUACUUCAUAGAAAUCUUAUUUUUAGUAUGUAAUAUAAUUUGACAAAGCCAAGUUCAAUUACUUCUCUUGAAAUUAAGACACACCUGGGGCCUUCAUCAGAAAUGUUUCUAACCUUUUCAAGAAAAAAUAUGUCCCAGAAACUGAGUAUGUUUUUACUAGUUUUUGGAAUCAUUUGGGGUUUGAUGUUGCUACGUUACACUUUUCAGUAUCCAAGACGCCAAAGCAGUGCCGAGUUGCGUGGACAGAUACUAGACCUAAGUAAAAGAUAUGUCAAAGCACUGGCAGAAGAAAAUAAAAAUUUAAUGAACGGUGGCGGUGGAGCCUCUAUGGCAGGAUAUGCUGAUCUUAAGAGAACAAUUGCUGUUCUUCUGGAUGACAUCUUACAGCGCCUUGUGAAAUUGGAAAACAAAGUUGAUUACAUUGUUGUGAAUGGCUCAGCAACAAAUACCACUAAUGGAACUAGCAAUCAUGUGCCAGUAACUUCAAAUAAACGUGUAAAACCAGCAAGCAACAUUAGAUAGCAAACAGGGCCGCUUUGUGUUGCUACACCUAUGAUAGGUAAUGUUUAAGAUAAGCUUUUUAUCUCUGGCUAAGGCAAAGCAGUAGUUGGCUCUAAAAGAAGCAUAAACUAUUCUAUUAUACAAUGUGCUGGAUCUAUGUAGGCCUAAGUUUUGUGCAUAGGUUCUCAAAGCAUUAUUUCAUUGCCUUUGAGCAGUACUUCUGAAGUCAUCGUUGUUGUCUUUAAAGGUAUUUUGAUAUUACAAUUUGAUGUAGUAUGCCAUUGGAUAAUAACAAUAAAUGGAAAGCGAUGGGGAACUUAUUGGUAGGUUUCUAAAUAUAUUUAUUUAAGUAUAAAUAUAACAUAUCUUUUGGAUAGGUGAGCAGUAUUGUAGCUUAUUCGUUUUUUGUGAUCUGCGUUAAGCUGAAGUAACUGAGGAAAAAGCAUUGUUAAACAGAUGCUAGAAAAUGUGUAUACCUAUAAUAUUUUGUUACUCAUUUACUAAAAAAAAUUAAAUUGAGGAUAGCCUUGGCAGUAAUAUUUUAAAAUUGUGACCCAAAGAAUGUCUUUAUUUGCACUAUCUGUCAUAAUAGGUAGAGAGAAUUUACUGUAUAUUUAAGAAAACUAAUUAUAAUAGGAAGACAUCCUAGGUAGUAACACUGUCCAGGUAUAUAUUUAUGCUGGAGUUAGGGCAGUUAGAUUAUCAAAAGCAAAUCAUAAUCUGUGAUAUCGUAGAUGAUUAUUUCUUACAAAGAUAUUUAAGUGUAUGUAUUUUGUAAUUGCAGAUAAGAUUAUUUAAGUGAUGGAAAUAAGUUUUGGAUAUGUGAAUACUGUUUAUUUUUAUUCAUUGCUGUUUCUUUUUAACUUUUUAGUACCUUGCAAUUUGUGAUGAGUAUAGCACACCGUCUCCCUGAAUUGCUUUUUUGAUAGGAGGAAAAGCAAUGAGGGGAAGCAAGGCAUCUCUGCAUUUAACAGAGAUGUAUGUUCUAAGGGUGUUUUAUGGAAUAUUUGAGAGCUAAGGUAAUGCUUGCCUUAUGUCUAAGUUAGCCUUACAGCAAAGUGAAUUGCAGUGUGGAUGCACUGUGUUUCAAAACGUUACUGAAGUCUUAUUAAAGAGAAAGUGACACUGAGCCUGUUUUUUAAAAUGUACUGAAUGUUGGGGGGGGCAGGGAGGGGGUAUAUUCAGGGACUUUUGCCAAAAGUGUGCUGUACGUGGGGGUGGUCUAAUCCUAUAUUAAGGAGAAAAUCUAACCAGUAAAAUUGAAGGUGCUGGAUGAUAUACCAUCCAAAGUUAUGUGCUUUUUUUUUCUUCAUUUCCCUGCUGAUAUUCUGGACUGUUAUAAAGCAAAAAUACACUUACAACCUUAGCAUCCGGAUGAUUUUUUUUUCUGUCACAUUGUGUGUAAACAUAUAGUCACUUCAAUGCAGAAAGAGGAAAAAUAAAUUUUAAUUGUACUUUUAAA
This is a messenger RNA of Chroicocephalus ridibundus (black-headed gull), 2723 nucleotides long. It is a transcript of the gene CCDC126, whose product is annotated as coiled-coil domain containing 126. Lineage: Eukaryota; Metazoa; Chordata; Aves; Charadriiformes; Laridae. Gene Ontology annotation, cellular component: membrane. The coding region runs from base 863 to 1282 and encodes 139 amino acids. The transcript is spliced from 4 exons. The record is from RefSeq and is a predicted model, not a curated record.